Molecule: messenger RNA, 1908 nt
Organism: Talaromyces atroroseus
Lineage: Eukaryota; Fungi; Ascomycota; Eurotiomycetes; Eurotiales; Trichocomaceae
Product: Glycerol-3-phosphate dehydrogenase, mitochondrial
Exons: 2
Coding region: 1-1908 (635 amino acids)
Biological process (GO): glycerol-3-phosphate metabolic process
Cellular component (GO): glycerol-3-phosphate dehydrogenase (FAD) complex; mitochondrion
Molecular function (GO): glycerol-3-phosphate dehydrogenase (quinone) activity
Source: RefSeq, a predicted model, not a curated record
AUGGCAGCCCGGUCAACAUCCCGUCGUUUCUUGCGAUAUGCAGCCACAGCUUCAGCAGUCACUGUCACGGGAACAGUAGGCCUCUACAUGCUUCGCAGUCGUCGACCUCUCGACACUGACUACUCGAAAGCGCCAUCCUUCCUUGCCAGUCCACCGCAAUUCCCGAAAAUCACCUCCCGCCUCGAACAGAUCGCAGCACUCAAAGAAAGUGCCAGCGCAAACCCUGACGAUGUCUACGAUUUGCUAAUCAUCGGAGGCGGUGCGACAGGAACAGGUAUUGCGCUUGACGCAAGGACGCGCGGACUCAAAGUCGCCCUGGUCGAGCGCGACGAUUUCAGUAGUGGCACGAGCAGCAAAAGCACUAAAUUGGUCCACGGUGGUGUGCGAUACCUCGAAAAGGCCGUCAAGGAGCUAGAUUACGAGCAGUACAAGUUGGUGUGCACAGCGUUGAAGGAGCGUCGGUAUUUCCUUGACAUUGCUCCUCACCUGUCGAAUGCAUUACCGCUGCUGCUCCCGAUCAAGCAUUGGUGGGAGGCACCGUAUCUAUGGAUUGGUACGCAGCUAUACGACCUGCUGGCCGGGUCUGAAGGGCUGCAGUCCUCGUACUUUAUGCCACGGGCGAAGGCUCUGCAGGAGUUUCCAACGCUGGAUGGGAAUAAGAUGGUUGGUGGACUGGUGUAUUAUGACGGCCAGCACAAUGACUCGCGCAUGAACGUGUCAUUAGCCAUGACAGCCGCGCUGUACGGCGCAACAGUGGUGAAUCACAUGGAAGUGACGGGCUUGGAGAAGGAUGCAGCCGGAAAACUGUGUGGUGCAAGGGUCAAGGACUGCCUUUCGGACGACAAGGAAUUCGUGGUCAAAGCACGUGGUGUGAUUAACGCAACUGGUCCAUUUGCGGAUGCCAUCCUACAGAAGGACCAACCCUCGAUGAAGGAAAUUGUCAUGCCAAGCAGCGGUGUACAUAUCGUCUUGCCCGAGUGGGUUGGCCCGAAGCACCUCGGCCUCAUAGACCCGUCGUCUGAUGGUCGUGUCAUCUUUUUGCUACCAUGGCAGGGAAAAAUGGUGGCGGGAACGACGGACCAGGCUUGUAAAGUUGAACAAGAACCUAUUCCAGAGGAGGAAGAAGUGAAUUGGAUUCUGCACGAGGUCAACCGCCUCAUGGCGGAGAACGUACACCUUAAACGUUCUGACGUGUUGUCGACAUGGUCCGGAAUCCGCCCUCUGGUUCGCGACCCCGACGCCAAAAACACCGAGUCACUAACCCGCAGUCACUUAAUCACUGUUUCCGAAUCGGGUCUCUUAACAUGCGUCGGUGGCAAAUGGACUACAUACCGCGAGAUGGCCGAAGACGCCGUCGACACUGCUAUCAAGGAAUUCAAGCUGAAACCACAAGCACUUCAAUCGCGUCCUAACAUCACUGGCACAAGCACAACUGCUGCUGAGCAAACAUCACUAAAUGGCUCCUGCCAGACACAGCAACUACGCCUUGUUGGAGCUCAUGGAUAUUCUCCGAAACUCCGUGACGAGCUUGUGCAGCGCUUCGAGCUCGCAGACGAUAUCGCUGAUCACCUUGCACACAACUACGGCGACCGCGCCUGGGAAGUUGCUACGCUCUCAUCCCCGUCAUCGAAAUCCGAACAGCGCAUUGCGGGCGCUGCGUUCCCCUUUGUGGACGGCGAGGUGCGCUACGCAAUCCGAAAUGAGUACGCAAUGACCGCAGCGGACAUCGUCGGCCGACGUAUGCGUCUUGCCUUCUUGGACUCUCAGGCGGCAUUGAAGUCCCUUCCCGCGAUCAUUUCAAUCUUGGGUGAAGAGCUGAAGUGGAAUGAGGCAAAGAAGCGCCAGGAGUUUGCUAAUGGUGUCAAGUUCCUGCGAUCCAUGGGGCUGAGAGAUGAAAUUAGCGUGUAG